ACCAAUCAGAUGCAUUUGAUGGUCUGACCUAUCACGACCAUCUUACCUCCUUCACUCACAAAAUAACCAAGAAGUCUCCUAAAAAGAGACACUGUCAAGAUGAUCCUGUUAUGGGUUACACUGCUUGUUCUUUAUCAAGUAUAUGCACUGGUUCCUGUGACCACAGUUCAACUUGGUGAACCUGCAACCUUCACGUGUGUUUUGCCUAAAGAAGAGUUGCGCAGUGAACAACUCUACUGGUACAAGCAGCGUGCCGGGGAGACUCUGAAAUUAAUUGUGACAAUGCAGAAACAUGUAAACCCUGUGUAUGGACCAGCGUUUUCUGUCUCAAGAUUGAAUGUAAACGUUUCUAAGAAUAUCAGCAACCUCACCAUUCUGAGGACAAUUCAAGAAGAUGAGGGAAUGUAUCACUGUGCAGUCCUGGAGUGGAUUAACAUUACUUGGACGGGGACCUAUUUGUCUUUAAAAGGAAACACUCAGAAGACAUCAAACUAUACUGUUGUUCAGGGGCCGACUGUAUCUGAUCCAGACCGUCCAGGAGACUCAACUCUCCAGUGUUCAGUCCUCUCUGACUCUGACAACAAGACGUGUCCAGGAGAUCACAGUGUGUACUGGUUCAGAGCCGGAUCAGAUAAAUCUCAUCCACACAUCAUCUACACUGAUGGAAAUAGACAUGAUGAAUGUGACAAGAGAUCUGACUCUCAGAAAAGCUGUGUUUAUCGCUUCUCUAAGACCGUCAGCUCCUCUGAUGCUGGAACGUACUACUGUGCUGUGGCCACAUGUGGGGAGAUAUUAUUUGGAGAUGGAACUAAACUACAAAUCGAGCAAACAGCAAGUUAUGAAUUUAUUGCGCUGGUGAUAGCAAUAGUCUGCUUGGUCAUUUCUAUGAUUGGAAAUAUUGUUUUCAUCUGUCACCGAACUCCAAGAGGCAUAUGUGAACAAUUUAAAGGAAUAGAAAGUGCGGCUUCGCAAGCAAGACAUGGCAACUCGAGCCAACCAGUACAUGAUGCUACUGAAGGUGGAGAUGAUCUGAACUAUGCGGCGUUGCAUUUAUCUGGAAAGAAAGCUACAACAGGAAGGAAGAUGAAAGAGUUGAAGACUGAAGAAAGUGUGUACACUCAAGUUAAAUGCCGAAUGUGAAAUGUGGUUCAUAGUACUGACCUCUGACAGUGUAAAUAAAUAAUUAAAUCAUG
This is a messenger RNA of Siniperca chuatsi (mandarin fish), 1193 nucleotides long. RefSeq lists its product as uncharacterized. The transcript is spliced from 6 exons. The coding region runs from base 100 to 1140 and encodes 346 amino acids. The record is from RefSeq and is a predicted model, not a curated record. NCBI's taxonomy places the organism in Eukaryota, Metazoa, Chordata, Actinopteri, Centrarchiformes, Sinipercidae. Gene Ontology annotation, biological process: response to bacterium.